UCGAAAUGGCAACAUUUCCGCCAAAAUUAAAAGUGGCAUUCGGUGCCAAUGAAAGAUUGCAGAAACUGAAAGAAGCGUUCAAUGAAAAAUACGGAGAGCCUGCUCUUUUUUAUGCUUGUGCCCCAGGAAGAGUAAAUUUGAUAGGAGAGCACAUUGACUACUGUGGCUAUGCUGUGCUUCCCAUGGCAAUCGAGCAAAAUAUUCUUGCUGCUGUGUCAGUGAAUAAGUCUCAGGAAAUCCGCUUGGCUAAUACGGACAAUAAAUAUAAGGAUUACAGGGUGUCUGUUGAAAAUAUUAUCAUAGACAGAGAGAAUCCCCAAUGGCAAUACUACUUCCUUUGUGGGGUAAAAGGGAUACAAGAGCAGCUGAACCUGGCCUCCCUGGUCGGGAUGCAGUGUGUGGUUGAUGGAACUAUCCCUGCGAGCUCUGGCCUGUCAAGUUCAAGUGCUUUGGUGUGCUGUGCAGGUCUUGUCACCAUGGAGGCCAAUCAAAAAUCCCUCUCUAAAGUGGCACUGGCUGAGACAUGUGCCAGAUGUGAGCGCUAUAUUGGCACAGAGGGAGGAGGAAUGGAUCAGUCCAUCUCUUUCCUGGCAGAGAAAGGGACUGCAAAGCUGAUUGAGUUUAAUCCACUGAGGGCCACAGAUGUGAAGCUCCCUGAUGGAGCUGUGUUUGUGAUUGCUAACUGCUGUGUGGAGAUGAACAAGGCAGCCACCUCUCACUUCAACAUCAGAGUAGUGGAAUGUCGCAUUGCCACAAAGAUAUUGGCUAAGUCUCGCGGGUUGGAGUGGUCGAGGCUGCAGAAGCUUGGGGAGUUGCAGACUGAGUUAGGGGUAAGUCUGGAGAAGAUGCUGGAACUAUUAGAGGAGGUUCUCCAUCCCGAGCCAUACAGCAGAGAGGAGAUCUGUAAGACCUUGGGGAUCACCGCAGAGCAGCUGUGUGACAGCAUCCUCAGCGUCAACACACAGCAUGUAACCCAUUUUCAGCUGUACCAACGGGCUAAGCAUGUGUAUGGAGAGGCUGCACGGGUCCUGCAGUUUAAGGGAGUGUGUGAUUCUGAUCCUGCUGAUGCCAUCGUGCAGCUGGGUACCCUAAUGAACGAGAGCCAUGCCAGCUGUAGAGACCUGUAUGAGUGCAGCUGCCCUGAACUGGACCAGCUGGUGGACAUUUGUCUGCAGGCUGGUGCUGUGGGGUCACGGUUAACAGGAGCUGGAUGGGGAGGUUGCACUGUUUCCAUGGUACCCAGUGAAAAGACAGCUUCUUUUCUCCGGACGGUGCGGGAGCAGUUUUAUAUGGUUGAUGCUCAUAGAGCUGCUCUUGAGAAACAGAGCUUGUUUGUGACAAAGCCUGGGGGAGGAGCAACCAUUUUUAUAGAAGGGUGAAGACCUUAUAAGAGCUUAAAAUAUGA
This is a messenger RNA of Chanos chanos (milkfish), 1405 nucleotides long. RefSeq names its product galactokinase 2 (gene galk2). Gene Ontology annotation, cellular component: cytoplasm; cytosol. NCBI's taxonomy places the organism in Eukaryota, Metazoa, Chordata, Actinopteri, Gonorynchiformes, Chanidae. Gene Ontology annotation, molecular function: galactokinase activity; ATP binding. The record is from RefSeq and is a predicted model, not a curated record. The transcript is spliced from 10 exons. The coding region runs from base 6 to 1379 and encodes 457 amino acids. Gene Ontology annotation, biological process: carbohydrate phosphorylation; galactose metabolic process.